AUGGCCACCGAAUUCGAUGGAUUUACCUUUGAAGCCGUGAAUUUCGACAAAAACAAACAUGAUUGGGCCGAUAUGAGCAAAAUCGAGUUAAAGUUUGCCACGUUGAAGUAUGAUCCGGCUAAGAAAACGCUACAAGUAAGGUGAUGUUGCAGUAUGUUGAUAAGCUAAAAUUUGAGUUGGCAGCAGGGUAAGAUACGGCAUUUUGGGAUAUUUGUGCCCUAUAAAGCCUAAUUUAGCUGUAUUUUCUUAAAUUUAAGAGCUGUUGGCUUCAAAAACAUUGAUUUUUAUAUUACACUUGAGGUCGAGGUUUGAAAUCUCUGGAAAUUUAUGGUAAAAUACGAGCGUCCUUUGUAACCUAGCCUCUCUAUGAUCUUAGAAGAGUAUUCAGGCCGAUUUGGAGUUAAUUUGACGUUUUACUUAACUUGAUCAAGGCCUUGACAUUACACAUGCCAUCAAGUGUAAAAAAGUGAAGUUUUCUAAAGUUCUGUCGUAGUUUACAAUGAAAAAUUUUAAUCAUAGACCAUGAUUUACCUUCUGUAACCAAUGGAACUCUCAGCUAAAUCAAUUUUUAUAUUAUUUUCCACUUGAUGUUGGCUUAGCUGUCAAGUGUAAUAUCAGCUCAAAACGGUUUCACAAAAUACCUCUUGCAGGUCCUAGAUCAACUUAAACUCCCCACAGAGCAAUCCUACAUCGAUGUGAACAAUGUUCAAGACGCUUUUUCCGUGAUUCGCAACAUGAAUGUGCGCGGAGCCCCUUUAAUUGCGACGGUAGCCCUUCUUGGGCUGGCUGUGGACCUCGAACACAACCCAGAAUCCAAACGAAAACCGGUCCUAGAGUACAUUAGAGAAUCUUGCGAAUAUUUAAAGACCUCGAGGCCUACGGCAGUUAACUUGACCAACGAAAUUUUGCGGCUUUUUGAAUUUUUGGGCCAGAUCAAGGGCGAAAGUGAAGAAGAAAUUCGAAAAAAGUGAGGGAAAAUUUUAAUAAAAUGAAUCGCAAAAUUAUUUUAAGGGUCCAAGACCGCUCUUUCGCCCAUUACCAAGCCGAACGAGAGGAAAACGAUCUGCUUUUGAGAGAAUCGACCAUCUGUGUGGAGCACAAUGUCCCAGCUGGGGUCGACAAAUUGAAUGUGAUUACUAUCUGCAAUACAGGAGCGUUGGCUACAUCGUCCUUUGGAACUGCUUUAGGUCCGUGAGAAGAAUUUUGGGAGAAAAACAAGGGAUGUUUGAAGAAUUUUUGGUCUAGUGUAAUAUAAUGAUGACCGAAAAAUACGUCGAAUUUGAGAAUUUUAGACCUAGACUGGCAGAAUACAAUUGUUUCUGCUUUGUGGAAUUGUUUUUGGCCAGAGUGGAGUCCGAAAUUUGGGAUUUCUCGCAAUUUUUUUGUCUAGUACAAGGUCAGGUCAAAGCAAUGGAAUUUGAAAAAAAAUCGGGGUCAAUUUUGAGCUUUAAGGCUUUCAAAAGGCACAGUUUACAAUGUAGUACUGCCAAAUCAAAUUUAUAAAAACUUCUUGGAAUCAAAAUUUUCUUCGAUGACUUUUUUACCGGAGUUGGACGACUGGGGAAAAAGACGAUUGGGGAAACCGAAAAGUAUUAUUUUUCUUCGAUGCAAGUGUCGAAAUUAGGAUAAUCGAGGGUGCUGAUUUCGUAAAUGACAUUCAUUUUUUUGAUCUUUACUUUUUUCCUUAAAUAGUACUGUAAAGUAGUAAUUUUUUGAAUUUUUCUCACAAAUAUUCGAUUUGGGGGGUUUCUAUAGUGCUGAUUUCGAAAAUCUUAUUCAUUUUUUCUGAUUUGAAAGCAGCAUCAUCGAAAACUCCCAAAUCGAGUAUUCAUGAGAAAAAUUCAAAAAAUUACUAUUUUACAGUACUACUUAAGGAAAAAAGUAACUAUCAUAAAAAUGCAUGUCAUUUUCGAAAUCAGCAACCUCGAUUAUCCAAAUUCCGACCCUUGCAUCGAAGAAAAAUAAAACCUUUCGGUUUCCCCAAUCGUCUCUUUCCCAAUCGUCCAACUCCGGUAAAAAAGUCAUCGAAGAAAAUCUGGAUUCCAUGAAAUUUUUAUAAAUUUGAUUUUGCAGUACCACUUCGUAAACUGUGCCUUUUGAAAGCCUUAAAACUCAAAAUUGACCCCGAUUUUUUCCCAAAAAUCCAUUGCUUUGACCUGACCUUGUAUUAGGCAAAAGAAAUGUCAAAGCUAAUGAAUUAGGACCUGUACUAUAUAAAAAUUGAAGUUUAGUCUUCAAACUCUCCUUUUAUUACCUUUAAAAAUCCAAAAUCAUCAAAUUUUAGGAGCCAUCAAAGCCCUAAACGACCGAAAUCACCUUGAAAAGGCGUACUGUCUCGAGACACGCCCCUAUCUUCAAGGAUCUCGUCUGACAGCCUUCGAACUCUCGGCUCAACACAUUCCUCACACCCUGAUCAGCGAUAAUAUGGCCGCUUAUUUGAUGAAAACCCGCCCCAUUCACGCCAUUUUGGUUGGGGCCGAUCAAAUCGCCGCCAACGGCGAUACGGCCAACAAAAUCGGGACGUAUCAACUGGCGGUGACGGCGAAAUAUCACAAAGUCCCGUUUUAUGUGGUAGCGCCCACUUCUUCGAUCAAUCUGAGGAUCGGGUCGGGCGCCGACAUUAAAGUAGAGGAAAGGCCGGCCGACGAGUUAAAAAUCAUCAACGGAAAGCACAUUGCCCCGUUGGAUACGCCGGUUUGGAAUCCGGCAUUCGAUGUGACACCUAAUGAGCUGAUUUCGGCGAUCCUCACGGAGAAGGGAAAUGUUUUACCAAGGGAUGUGCCCACCUUAUUUUAG
Molecule: messenger RNA, 2796 nt
Organism: Bursaphelenchus xylophilus (pine wood nematode)
Lineage: Eukaryota; Metazoa; Nematoda; Chromadorea; Rhabditida; Aphelenchoididae
Source: the annotation of a GenBank genome assembly